Molecule: messenger RNA, 723 nt
Organism: Metarhizium acridum CQMa 102
Lineage: Eukaryota; Fungi; Ascomycota; Sordariomycetes; Hypocreales; Clavicipitaceae
Source: RefSeq, a predicted model, not a curated record
AUGGACACAGGAAACCACGACAUAACACUAGACAAGGACUUUUACACACAUCACGGUUCAGCGUUUCACAACCAGAACCCUCAGUCUCACUCACAAUGUCUCCAGCUGCUCACAUCCUCACCAUCCAUCACAUACCUCCAUCACGAAUCGGCGACGAUUCGUCUACGCUCCCCCGAGGGACCAGGCACCCAAUUCACAGUCUUUGGGUCGCCAUAUUCGCCCCGAUACGGCCUCUGGGCCUUUUCCUACGACGCCCCCGCCUCUCCCGGCGGCGACUUGGCCCUGACGAGUCUGUGGGAUGAUAUCCCGCCGAGUACUGACAUUGUGGUAACGCACACUCCGCCCAAGGGAUGCCGUGAUGAAACAAGUAGCAUGCAAACGACGGGGUGUGAGGCUCUAAGAAGAGCACUCUGGAGGGUGAGACCGCGGCUCGCUGUCUGCGGCCAUAUCCAUAGUGGACGGGGCGCGGAACGGGUUCUCUGGGACCAGGAGGACAGAUUCUCCGCAGCAAGCGUCAGGGCCUGGGAGGAUCCUGGGGCUGGAAAUAAUAAAGUGAGCUUGGUGGAUCUUACGGGGAGGAAGGCGCCUUUGUUGGAGGAGGGGGAAACGUGCGUGGUGAACGCGGCCAUUAUGAAGAGCAGUUACCCGCAUGUGGGUGGGAAGCAAUUCCAUAAACCUAUUGUCGUGGAUGUGAAUCUGCCGCUGUGCGCAGAGGAGAGUUGA